Molecule: messenger RNA, 660 nt
Organism: Ilex paraguariensis (yerba mate)
Lineage: Eukaryota; Viridiplantae; Streptophyta; Magnoliopsida; Aquifoliales; Aquifoliaceae
Source: the annotation of a GenBank genome assembly
AUGGGUGGCCUUGCUCCGGAGAUUCCUGAGGAUCUGUACCAUUUGAUCAAGAAGGCUGUCGCAGUUCGCAAACAUCUGGAAAGGAGCAGGAAGGACAAGGAUUCGAAGUUCCGAUUGAUUCUUGUCGAGAGUAGGAUUCACCGACUCGCUCGCUACUACAAGAAGACCAAGAAGCUACCUCCAGUCUGGAAAUAGUAAGCCUUCGCUGUAAACAUAUUUGUUUUUUACGUUUUCCCAAUAUUUUUUGCGCCUGAUUCAGGUCCAACGUGGGAAAACUCUCAAUUGAAAUUAACAAACUAGAGGAGUUUAUGAUUUUGAUUCUCCAAAAUAUUUGUUUUCGCCUAAGUCCUAACUUGCUGCUGGAUUAGGUUUUGAUAAAGUGGUUGAAACUUUUGUUUCCAAGGAAUAGAAUAUGAUAAGGUUCUAGAGCUUUUAGGGUAUAAUUCGGUGAUUGGCAUUGAUCCAUUCUGUAACAACAUUUUAAUUUUCCAGUGAAACAGAGAAACGUACAUCUUGUUUGCUUUUUCAAGCGAACCAGAUUGACUUGCUUUUUGUGAAUUAUGCGUCGUUCUUCACAGUAAAAUACCUGUGUGAACUAUUGUGAUUUUUACUUUGAUUUUGUGUAUCUUGUUAGGAUUCAUUUUUUUUUUUUUUUUUUUU